GGCGGGCGGGCGGGGGGGGAAGAAGGCAGGGAAUUCUUCCGCUCCCGUUGAGCCCGCAAGCCAAAGCCCUUAACGGGUCGGGUGGUCCUAGCUGGGCAAGCAGCGGUCAAAGCUUGCCAGACAGCGGAGUGGUCCGCCCAGCCCGUGCCCAGCAGCGCCCGCUAUCGCUGGAUGAGGAUCUCGUGAGAUGUCAUGAAAUGAGGCUCCGGAUUGCAAAUGUUCUAACACUUCUCGUCUUGGGUGCCUUUCUCUCUCUGUCGCUGUACGUUUCCUGGCUCAAUUUCAAAGGGGAUGAAAUGAGCAAGUACCAGCAAGAGUUUCUGGAACUCAGUGACAAGCUGCAAAAAGCAGAGGAAGAAAACUUGAAACGCUCUAAGGAGCUGCACCAAGUGCUGGAGGUGAUUAAGACUGUCCUAGCAUCAGAGAGAAAGUCAAUGAACAUCACUUCAAAGAUCGUGUCUGGAUUCUCAGAUGAAACAAAAGUGAAAGCAAGGAACCUGACCAGAGGUCAGAAUAAACUGCAGCCAAGUAUCUUCCAUCACCUCCCUCACCUACUCACUCGUGAAGACAGUCUUCAACCAAAGUUACUGUUAGGACAAGGGAGGACUGGAGUUUCGGUGGUGAUAGGUGUCCCUACAGUAAAGAGAGAAGUGCAAACUUACCUGCUGGACACACUAGACUCCCUGAUCUAUGAGCUAUCUCCUGAGGAAAAGAAAGAUUGCGUAAUAAUUGUAUUCAUCGCAGAGGUGAAUGAAAAUUAUGUAAAUAGUCUUGCAGAAAACAUAAACAAUGUAUAUCACAAUGAAAUAGAGUCUGGACUUCUGGAAAUCAUCUCCCCUUCUCCUGGGUUUUACCCUGACCUCUCAAAUCUCAGGGAGACCUUUGGAGACACACAACAGAGAGUUAAGUGGAGAACAAAGCAGAAUUUGGAUUACAGCUUUCUAAUGAUGUAUGCUCAACCCAAAGGAACCUUCUAUUUACAGUUAGAGGAUGAUAUUAUAGCAAAAAACAACUAUUUACAGACCAUAAAAAACUUUGCACAGCAGCAGCCUUCUGAUGAUUGGAUGAUCCUGGAGUUUUCCCAGCUUGGAUUUAUUGGAAAGUUGUUCAAGAAUGCUGAUCUGCCAUUAAUAGUGGAAUUCAUUAUCAUGUUCUACAAGGACAAGCCUAUAGACUGGUUACUCGACCACAUAUUAUGGGUGAAGGUGUGCAAUCCUGAGAAAGAUGCCAAACAUUGUGACAGACAAAAGGCCAAUUUACGAAUACGUUACAAGCCUUCCCUCUUCCAGCAUGUGGGAACUCACUCUUCACUGGCUGGAAAAGUGCAGCCUCUAAAAGAUAAGGACUUUGGGAAACAACAAUUACAUAGAGGGCACUCAAAUCCCAUGGCGGAACUGAACACCAGCUUGAAAGUCUAUCAGCAAUACAAUCUGGCAAAGGCCUACCAAGGCGAGAAUUUCUUCUGGGCAUUUGUUCCUGAGGCCGGGGACUUCAUCCAGUUUAAAUUCUUCCAGCCAUUGAAAGUGGAAAGAUACGUCUUUAGAAGUGGGAAUGUAGAACACCCGGGAGACAAACUUUUCAAUACAACAGUAGAGGUUUUACCAGCAAACAGAAGUGUCCUUGAGAAAAAAUCGUUGCAAGACUUUAGUGUCAAAGACCCCAAAUACAAAAUAACAAAAGAUGGAUAUUUAAAAAUAGGUUCAUUUGUGAAUGGAGUUGCAGAAGGAGAAAUCGAGACAUCGAUUGGAAAGAUUGAAGCUAUUCGGUUAACUAUUCAGACAGAAUCCCCUGUUUGGGUAUUACUGAGUGAGAUACUCAUUAAGGCAGCUACAUAACUACAAGAAGGAGAUUCCACUACCUUCCAGAAAUACACCAACAGUAUUGUCUCUUCAACCAAGGAUAAUUACACGAAACGUAAUUUGAAAAUCUGAAGCCCAAUGAUUUUUUCUUAAGAGGUCAUCUCCUUCCUCCUUUCUGUAUCCUCUUUUGACAUACAACAACUAUGGAGUUUUUUUUGAUGGAGAUGGAUUUCUUCCACAACUACGCCGUCUAGUGGAGCCACAUUAGAAGGACAAUUCGGUCAUGUUCAGCCAACCUGAGCCAGAGUAAACUUUAGGACUAAUUGAUUGUGGAGAGACAUUGAAAGUAUGCAAAUAAUUUAAACAUGAGCUUUUAAAAACAAGUUGAACUUAUUUAUAAAUAUGCUGAAUUUGUUUUCCUGUGUUUGUUUCAGCAAACCUUUACUCUCACCAGGAGGCUUUUAAAACAAGAAAGGCAUAGUGUAUUUUAAUGAAAACUUGAAUUUCUUGCCAAGUGGUUAAUGAACUUUGAAAACAAUUCAUCCAACUUGAUUUUAGAAUUAUCUUUAAAGUUAAGGUUGGUGUCAUGCCUGUGCUUGCAAAUACGCGUAAGCUGAGUUUCCUUCCUCUCCUCCAAAGUAUUUUUGACUCCAAAGUACCUCUGCUGGGAUUUAGUUCAACGGCCAGUUGUUCUCUGGUACCUCAUUCAAGUGCCCAUUAUUUAUGUGUAAGCCUCGACAGUGAGUGGCAACAUAUCUGAGCCCGAUCUCACCCGAAGUCCACAUAAGCGCGUCCUCCAGCAGAGGUUCACAUACAGCGACCCAAAGUGGAAACCUUGUGAUUCUCCUCUCCCCUAAACCAGGAGCACUGAGGCCAGUUGUCACAGCUGCUAAUCCUGGCUAACUCAGCUCAGACUGGGAUUCCAAAUGUUAUGGGCUUUGGGUUGGCUGGGUUUUCAGUGUUGUCUCUAGCAACCUGGUGAGGUCCUCAAGGCAGCCCACAUGAGACUAAGUGCUGCACAACAUUCACUUGCCCAGUGAGGGGCCAGCAAACGUGAAUGUUUUGGGCAAGGAUGACUUUGAAUGUUGAAUUCAAAGUUGAAUGACUGGGCAAGGAUUCAGACAAAGAACAGGUGGUCCAGCAGUCUGGCUGAUAGCCAGGUAGAUCUAGUCACUAUUUUUUGGGUACCUUUCACAUGUGGUACUGCUACAAGUUUAAAGAUUAAGCUGUUCUCAAAUCCAUUCAUUCACUGGUUCUUGUUCUAGCAACACUUAUGAAUGUAGUUUUAUUAAAUUCAAUUUAACAUUUUUUUAAAAAAUGUCAUUUUUGUAGCACAAAUACUGUAUCAAGGUGCGUUUCCCUCCUUUGCCUUCAUUACCAGAGAUCAGGUUAGAAUUUAUAAAAACGUUAACUCAGUAUGCACGGGUAUCCAAAAAAUGCAUAUGUCCUAAAUCACCUUGCAUAACACAAACCAAUCAACUGGCAUGUUUAAUUUCAGAUCAUUCCCCC
Callorhinchus milii (elephant shark) is the source of this 3308-nucleotide messenger RNA. RefSeq names its product alpha-1,3-mannosyl-glycoprotein 4-beta-N-acetylglucosaminyltransferase B. Gene Ontology annotation, molecular function: acetylglucosaminyltransferase activity. Gene Ontology annotation, cellular component: Golgi stack; endoplasmic reticulum; endoplasmic reticulum-Golgi intermediate compartment. The transcript has 15 exons. Lineage: Eukaryota; Metazoa; Chordata; Chondrichthyes; Chimaeriformes; Callorhinchidae. Gene Ontology annotation, biological process: protein N-linked glycosylation. The coding region runs from base 198 to 1835 and encodes 545 amino acids. The record is from RefSeq and is a predicted model, not a curated record.